Dendrobium catenatum is the source of this 2742-nucleotide messenger RNA. RefSeq lists its product as uncharacterized. The transcript has a single exon. The record is from RefSeq and is a predicted model, not a curated record. The coding region runs from base 1 to 2742 and encodes 913 amino acids. Lineage: Eukaryota; Viridiplantae; Streptophyta; Magnoliopsida; Asparagales; Orchidaceae.
AUGGACAAAUUGCAAGAAACUCCCACUGAUCCCACGCUUAAUUCUCAUUUAGUCAAUGUGAAUCACGACAUCUCAGCUUAUUCUGAACUGAAGACCUCCUGGAUUAUUCAAAGGGCCAAGGCUAGUUGGCUUAAACAUGGGGAGGAUGACCUUAAAUUCUUAUACACGAAGAUUAAGUGUAGGCAAGGGAGCUCCAAAGCCGCUGUUAACCUAUUAGCUUCUCUUAAUAGGGACAGCGUGAACAACACCAUUCAGAAUAUCAUUUGCCAUUUUCGAACAUUAUAUAACCCUCUGCCUGAUUCUACCUUAGAGCCUCAUUUAUUUCCAGUGGGGGUGGAAAUUCCAGAUUUUUACAAGGGCCUGUUAAUGCAAAGCAUUUCUGAAAGGGAAUUUAGGAAAUCUGUUUUCUCGGGUUCAUCCACUUCCUCCCCUGGGCCGGACGGAUUCAAUUUCCUAUUUUACAAAUCUGGGUGGCAUAUCAUAGGUCCUAUGGUAUGCAAGGCUGUCAAUUCUUUUUUCACUAAAGGGUACUUACCUCCCUCUGUUAAAGCUACUGCAAUUGCUUUGAUUCCAAAACGCAAAAAUGCUGAAUCCAUUACGGAUUUCAGGCCGAUUGCAUUGUGUAACACAAUUUACAAAAUUGUUGCUAAAAUUCUGACAAAUCAGAUCAAGCCUAUCAUGCCUUUGAUUAUUCGGCCAAAUAAAUCAGGAUUUAUCAAAUCUAGAAUAUCUACUGACAACAUUAUACUUGCUAAAGAAAUCAUUGACUUUGUUAAAAAAGGAGGUGGCAAGUAUUUUUGUGCAAAGAUUGAUAUUCGUAAGGCCUUCGAUACUGUCUCUAGAGAAUUCUUAAUUGAUAGGAUGUAUCAAAUAGGGUUCCCUAAUACCUUCAUCAGCUGGGUUAAAGCUUGUAUUUAUGAUGUUAACUUUUCAAUUCUUAUUAAUGGUUCGUUACAAGGCUAUUUCCCUUCUACUGCGGGGCUAAGGCAGGGUUGCCCCCUUAGCCCGUACCUUUUUUGCCUUAUCAUGGAUGCUCUUUCAACCUUAUUAAAUGAUGGGAUUUUUAAAGGUGUUGGAAUGGAAAACUGCUAUAUUUCCCACCUUUUAUAUGUUGAUGAUGCCCUCAUUUUUGGUGAAGCCACUAUAGAUAAUUGUUGUAAGCUUAAUGAUAUAUUGUCUUCCUUUGCUAAAGCCUCUAGUCUAAACAUCAAUCAUGAUAAGUGCUCUAUUAUGUUUUCUAAGUCUGUGAGGAAUCAGGAGAUUAUCUGUCAGGCUUUAUCUAUUAAUAAUAUCAGCCCUCACAUUUCUUACCUUGGGAUUCCGCUUUCUUUUAGUAGAUUGAAAUUGGUGGAUUUCCUCCCCUUCCCUGAUAAAAUUGACAAAAAACUUUCUGGUUGGAAAGCCAACCUGCUUUCUUUUGCUGGGAGGUUGCAGUUCCUGAAAUUCACCAGUAUCAACUCUAUUGCAUAUUGGAUUAGAGGGGCUAUUAUGCCUAAAAUGAUUUUCAAACACUUCAAAAAAGUCAGUUCCAGAUUUUUAUUUUUUGGGGAUAUUGGUGUCUCCAAAAAAAUUCAUAUGGUGGCUUGGGAUAAGGUGUGUUUACCGAUUCAUGGUGGCUUAGGGCUGCCUUCCUUCUCUGCUAUGCAGUAUGCUUUCAAUUGUGCAGUCAUUUUAAGAAUGUAUAAUUCUGGCACUUUGCUCUCCACUUGGCUCACUGUAAAAUACAUGUCUCCUUGGAGACCUUUUCACCACAAUGCUACUUCUUUUUGGAAGUCGGUUUGCCAGACUGCUCAGGUAGCCAAAAUGAAUUUUUCUUUUAAGAUUACUCCGUCUGCCCCUAAUGUUGUGCAUUGGGAUCAUUGGUGUUAUAAUGGUAAUAUGGAUAGUUUUUCGGAUGGUCAUUUUGUUCUCUUGCACACUAAUCCGAAUACUCUUAUAAGGGACCUGAUUAGAGAUAAUUGCUGGAGCUUGCCAAAUGAAAUUCCAGUGAAUGUCAAGCUGGCUAUUAAAGAUAUUCCUGUAUACACUCAUUCCAGUUCUUGCUUAAUUUGGGAUAAUCUUAAGCAUAGCAGAUUUUCUGAUUACAUAAAUGCUUUUCACUCUAACAUGCCUUUUUGUCCCUGGUAUAAAUUAGUUUGGCAUAAGAGCUAUGCGCAGCGUUACUCUGCCUUUACGUGGUUGGCUCUUGUCGGUGGGCUUAAAACUUCUGAUGCUCUGCUGAUUCGCAAUAUUCAAAUUCAAAAUGUCUGCUCCCUCUGUCAUGUAUUUCCUAAGAGUUCGUCUCAUUUGUUUUUUGAAUGCUCUUACUCUUAUGAUAUACUGAUUAGCAUUAUGCCAACUGCUAGGCAGCUGCUCCUCAGACCUAGUAUUCUGCAGCUUCUGGAAUGGAUCAUGAAUGAUCCUGACACUACUCAGCAUACCAAAAAGGUUUAUUCUAUCUUCUCUUGCUGUAGCAUUUACUAUAUCUGGAAAGAGAGAAAUUCGAGAAGAUUUGCAAACAUUUUUAACAGCACUUCCACUACUACUCUUUGCAUCAAAAAAGCUGUAAAUCUUAGAUAUAUAUGUGGAAUGAUAGAUCUCAGUCCCAUACAUAGUUGCUGUCUUUGCUGGGCGUCCUUUCUUUUCUCCUGUAGGUUUAUGCUCUUGCUCAAAUACGGUUCUAUUGCUUUUGCUGGAGGUUGCUCUGAGGUUGGGGCUAUACCUUGUGCUUGCCGUGCCGAUUUUUCUACACCUGGUCAAUGA